Molecule: messenger RNA, 1008 nt
Organism: Exaiptasia diaphana
Lineage: Eukaryota; Metazoa; Cnidaria; Anthozoa; Actiniaria; Aiptasiidae
Product: transmembrane protein 53-like
Exons: 1
Source: RefSeq, a predicted model, not a curated record
ACGAAUGUCUUUCAACGUGUUUCGUGUGUUCAUACGUCAAGAACUAUUGGUAUUUGAGGUACAAGAAAUAUGGCGCUAAAGUCACCGAAACAGACAGCAGUAAAAUAGACAAGGAACCUGUCGUUGUUCUUCUCGGAUGGAAUGGUUCAAAAGAUAAACACCUUACUAAAUACAGCGACAUUUUCACAAAGAAAAACUAUGGAACURUUAGUGUCACAGCUCAUCCUUUCAACACUUUUUUCAGGUCCGACACGAAAGUAAAACAAAYCGGACACAACAUUUUGAAGGUCUUGAAUGAGAUGAAUGGUAAAGAAAGACCAAUUUUUCUUUAUUCGUUUAGUAACGGAGGUUGUGCAGUAUUUUUUCAUAUAAUGGAAUCAUUGACUAUGCCGGAGAGUGAAUAUUAUGGUAAAUUCAAUGUUGUUGGAUCAAUAUUUGACAGCUGUCCCAUCAGCCCAGACAACAACAAUAGUGUAAAAAUAGUUCAACAGAGCAUUACAGAAAACAUUUCUAAUCCAGUUGCRAAAAGAGUAGUUUGGUAUGGUUUAGGGGUGUUUGUWCCWUUGGUUGUUCAAAUUAACCCAGACGUUCAGCGUUUCAUGAGAUGCAUGAAACAAUCACCUUUGAUGUGUGAUCAGCUUUUCCUUUACUCCAAGGCUGACCGUUUUGCACCAUAUGCCGAYAUAGAUGAUUUCAUCAAAGCUAGAAGAUCUUUAGGUGUUYAUGUUGUAGSCCAAUGUUGGGAGACAUCUACUCAUGUGAAUCAUUACAGAGAGCAUACUGAUGAAUAUUUGAAACUUGUUAACAAAUUUGUUGAAAAUUGUCUAAAAAAUAUUCAUAAGUAAAAAUUCUUUUUGGUUACAUGUAAGUAUAAAUAAAGAAACUCCACAUCAAAGAAUUGCAAACUAUUAUAUCUACAUUGCUUCACUGUCAUUAUAAUUAAUCAAAAAAGGAGUUUAUUUAAUUAAACACUAGAGAAAAACAAAUGGCCUGUUUAAUAUUCUUUAC